GUUAAAAAGCUCUAACUUGAUAAAUUUUGUCUCGAGAGGUUUGAUUUUUAAAGAUCGAACCAAGAAAAGAAAAAGAACUGUGGUCCAAGAGUUUUCUAUGGAUACCCAUGUUAAUCUGAGAGAUUUUACUAAAUGCAAUUGUUGAUCCAUUCAAAAGGCAGAAAUAGGGAGCCAAAAAUGUGGACACAAUUUGAAGCUCUAAAACUUUUCCUACCUACUACUAGUAGGACUCUAGGAGGAUUUAUGAACAUCACAUGUUCGUGGUUUUAGAUUUACUGUUGUCAAUUGGUUUCUUCAGUUACAAUCCAGGAUACCUUAGAUGAGAACUACUGUGCACCCUUCCUUGAAUGCGGUGGCACAAAAUGUGGUACAACAUUCCUAAUAAUGCAACAGCUUUUUUGGGAUAACUUGUCAGCUGAUCUCAACUAAAACACUCCAUACACAAGAUAAUCGACUUAAUGACUCCCAUGAUACACCUAUAGUUAAACCAUAAAUGAGCAUGGCUCGGCCAUUUAAAUCUCUCUCUCAUGUCUGUUUCUUUACAGACUACACAAUUUAGAGAGGAAGGGGUCACCACAACGUUUCAUUAAUCCCGUCCAAGCAUCCUAACAGUCUUUUGUAUUACGGAAGCUGCGUAUUUUGACCAAUCACAAAGGGAGCUAGAGAGGCAGUAGAAGAAAAUUAAGUACGGAGAGGUGAAGAUGUCAGUGAAUCCCAUACCUUACGGGCGCGAUUGAAAUGAUCUAUCGGUCUCAAAUUUGCGAUCUAAAACCAUUUCCAUCCUUGCAGUUCCCCUUCUUUGCUUUCACAAACUCAACUAACAAACCCCACACAAUCAAUUAUGCCUUGGAAGUUGCUCCACCUUUCGAAGUUCCAAUAACACUUUCAAACUUCUUGUUCUUCUGUCUCUGAAACAACUGAAACAUAAUCAGAUAUACAAUGGAGCCACAAAUUUCACCAGAGACUAGGAAUUCCAACACCAAUAUCUUGGAAGAACUUGAGUUUCUAAGUCAGUCACUCUACCAGUCCCAUACAACUACUACUACUACCACAAGAAGAAGAACUGCCUCCUUUGCUCUUCCUCGAACUUCAAUUCCCACAAAUUCGCCAGCCGCUAACAUACUCACAUCAAAAAAUGAGGAAAAUAGGGAGAUAUCUCAGUCCAUGCGGAUUUUUACGUCCCCAUGGCGAUCUAAGCCGAAGCUUGAUCAUGAUCAAAAUGAUGAGAAAAACGAACUGCAAGUUUCAGAUCACCAAGAGAUCAAGAUGCUGGAUGAAAAGGUCGUGGGUUCGGCUGAAAAGAAGGGAAUUUGGAAAUGGAAGCCAAUUCGAGCACUUUCACAUAUCCGAAUGCGGAGAUUGAGCUGUUUGUUCUCUAUUGAAGUUGUCAGUGUUGAAGGUCUUCCAACGUCGAUGAAUGGGCUUCGUCUUUGUAUUUGCGUGAGGAAGAAAGAGACUAGAGAUGGGGCAGUGAAGACGAUGCCAUCCAGAGUUUCGCAAGGAGUAGCUGAGUUCGAAGAGACUUUGUUUGUCAAGUGUCAUGUCUAUUGUAGUACUGGGAGUGGAAAGCAGCCGAAAUUUGAGCCUCGCCCUUUCUUGAUUUAUAUGUCAGCUGUUGAUGCUCGAGAGAUUGAUUUUGGAAGGGGUUCAGUGGAUUUGAGUCUUCUGAUUCAAAAAUCCUUGGAGAAAAGCCUUGAGGAGACGCGUGUUCGGCAGUGGGAUGCAAGUUAUGAUUUAUCAGGAAAAGCAAAAGGAGGAAAACUUGUUCUGAAACUUGGAUUUCAAAUCAUGGAGAAAGAUGGAGAGUUGGGAAUUUAUGGGCACACUGAUGAAGGAUCCAACUCAGGUAGUAGUUCUUUGAGUUAUUUUGGUCGCAAGCAAUCAAAAUCUUCUUUCAGCAUUCCGAGUAGAAGGAUGUCAAGUAGAAUGGCCGUGUCGAUGAGUCCUUCAAGUGUGGGCAGAGGAGUGGAUUUUGAUGCCAUUGACGACUUCAGUUUUGCUGCACCAGCUGUCUUUCCUCCAAGCUCACCAUUUUCUCAGAAAUCUGAAGAGCCUGAGAUGAAUGUAGAAGGCCGUGAUCUUCCGGAAUUCGACGUCGUAGACAAAGGAGUUGAGAUUCGAGAAAAAGGCCAUGCCAACGAAGAAGUGUCUGAAGACGAUAGGUCGGUUACAAGUGAGGUUGUUAAAGUAGUAAUGAAUGAGCAACUCCACUGGACAAGAUCGAAGGACCUUGACUUGAUUGCUCAACAGAUCAAAACACUUGAAUCUAUGAUGGAGGAUGAAAAUUCUGUCAAUACAGAAGAAGAAAGUGAAUCACAAAAGCUAGAUGAAGAUGAAGAAACUGUAACCAUGGAAUUUCUUCAAAUGCUCGAGGAAGAGGAGCACGAUGAACAGAAGGGUAAUCAGCUGUUGAAACCUGAAGUAUCUGAAAUUAUCACAGAAACCACAGAAACAGAUUCCAAAGUUCUUCUACCAGAUCUUGGCAAGGGACUAGGCUGUGUAGUUCAAACAAAGGAUAGAGGCUAUUUAGCUGCCACAAAUCCUUUCAACAUUGAGUUCUCAAGAAAAGAAACCCCGAAGCUCGCAAUACAGCUCUCAAAACCUUUGAUUCUUCAAUCACAGAAAUUGAUGAGUGGGUUCGAGAUGUUCCAACGAAUGGCAGCCAUUGGACUUGAAGAACUGAGCUCUGAGAUGUUAGCAUUAAUGCCUCUGGACGAGUUGGUUGGUAAAACUGCAGAACAAGUAGCUUUCGAAGGAAUUGCUUCCACAAUCAUCCAAGGACGGAAUGCAGAAGUAACUACCUCUAAAGCUGCUAGCUCCAUCACUGCAUUAAAAACCAUGGCCGCAGAAAUGAAUGCAGGCAGAAAAGAGAGGAUCUCAACAGGAAUCUGGAAUGUAGAUGGAGAACCAGUUGCUAUAGAUGAGAUUCUAGCAUUUUCAAUGCAAAAGAUAGAGUCCAUGGCAAUCGAAGCUCUAAAGAUUCAGGCAGAGAUGGCAGAAGAAGAUGCCCCUUUCGAUGUUUCUCCACUCUUUACUCUUGGCAACAAGAAAGACCUGCAUCGGCCCUUUGCCUCAUCUGUCCCACUCGAGAUUUGGCUGAAAAAUAGAAGUCUAACCACAGCUGAAGGUGAACAGGAACUCCCAGCUACAGUAACACUGUCACUAGCUCUUCAACUAAGGGACCCAUUGAGGCGAUAUGAGGCAGUAGGAGGCCCAAUGAUUGUUUUGAUUCAGGCAACACGUACAGAAGCUACACCAGGGAAAGAUGUUGGUGAUACUGUUGAAAUGAGAUAUAAAGUGGUGAGUUUACAUGUUGGGGGUUUAAAGAUCAGAAUGGGAGAGAAACGGCAUAUUUGGGAUGCUGGGAAGCAACGGUUAACUGCAAUGCUGUGGUUAAUGGAACAUGGCUUGGGGAAGCCGGUUAAAAAAGGGAAACCCGUAACGUCGAAGGGGAUGGAUUCGUUAUGGAGCAUCUCUUCGCGUCUAAUGGCAGAUAUGUGGCUCAAACAGAUGAGAAAUCCAGAUGUUAAGUUCCUAAAACAGCAACUAGCUAUGAUUAGGUCAUAGUAACUUUGUAAGCAAUAAUAAGUAAGUAACUAGACAGGAAGUUUUAUAAUCAUAUGUAUGAUCAAAAUAAAACAGUAGGCUUUGUGAUAAAUGUUAUAUUGAACUGCUAAGUAAUGUAGCCAUCUAAAGAAAAUUUUGGUUUUA
This is a messenger RNA of Papaver somniferum (opium poppy), 3711 nucleotides long. RefSeq names its product protein PLASTID MOVEMENT IMPAIRED 1-like. The coding region runs from base 940 to 3567 and encodes 875 amino acids. NCBI's taxonomy places the organism in Eukaryota, Viridiplantae, Streptophyta, Magnoliopsida, Ranunculales, Papaveraceae. The record is from RefSeq and is a predicted model, not a curated record. The transcript has a single exon.